GUUUCAUAUCACAAAAAUAUAAAUAUCAAGUUUUGAAAGGUUUUUGUUAGUGCUGUGCAUUGACUUGAAGCUGUGAUGACGUAGUCCUGUUGCGGCUCUUUCAAAGCAUUUUAUCAAAUACACAUUUCUAACUGUGAAAAAAAAAAACAGAAAUAAACAAAAAGGUUUUCAAGAAAGAAAAUAGAAAAAAAAAUUAUAAAAAGCAACACAUUUUAUGUGGUUUAAACCUCGCAAAGAAACGUAAAUAAAAUAUUUUAUUUUAGACAUUGUGAAGCAGUUCAAAUGAAUGAGUAAAGUGCAGUGUAGUGUAUAUACAGUGAGAUCUUUUAAGUGUGAAAAAAUGUCAGUUUAAAUAAAAAUUAUCAUCAUCAGCGUCACUAUCAACAUUUUAAUCAUCGCCAUCAACAUCUUUAAACAUUUUCGUAUACACAAAGGUGUUAACCUAAAUAUUACUUUCUACUUUCAAUCAUCAUCAGCACCAGCAUCAACAUAAUCAACCCAUAUUUUUGUGUGCAUGAGUCUUCAGCCACAGCAGCAUCAUUAUCAUUAAAAUCGAGGAAAAAAAAACGGAAAUUCAUUUAAAUCAUAUUUAACUUUUGAUUACAGAAAAAAAAGUGAAAGGAAAGAAAAAAUUUCAACAGGUUUUUGUACACAUAAAAAGGAUAUUUUCCUGUAUAUUAUAGAAACCAGCGAGUAGUGACAGACUGAUUGACUCACUCACUUUGUUCACUAACUGACUGGAUGACUCGAGGCCUAGCUGGCUGACUGGUUGCAUGUCUAUCGAGGCAUAGUGCAGUGUGAGUUUAUUUGUGCUUUACAUUUCCUCAACUUUAUUAAGAGUCUGGCUGCCUUAGUUUUUGAAUUUCUGGCCUAAAUCUUUUGUGAUUGUUCUUACAACUUUGAAUGUAUGCAGGUUGUAUUUCUAGUUGUUGUUAUGUAAUUUGUUGCAUUUGUUGUUAUUAUUAAUGUUGUCGCUGCUACGGCUGUUGUUGUACUUCAUUUAAAUAGAAAAACAAAAAGUACAAAGCAAAAUUUAUAUAAAUAUUUUCUAAACAAGUGUUUAUGGUUGUGCAUGCACGACUGCAUGCGUGGGGAAAAGUGCAAGUGCGAUUAUACUCGAAUGCAUACAUAAGGAUACUUAAACAGUUUCCUUUGAUAUCGAAAUAAGAACGGCAAAAAAAAGCCAGCAAGAACAAUAACUUAAUCAUCAUCUUAAUCAUUAACAUCCAACAUCAACAUCAGCACACUAGCACACAUCACAUACACAUCAUUCAACUUUAACAUCUUCAGAAACUAUGGUUGAAGAGUUUCUAGAAAAGCUACCGGAAAUUGACACUCGUUAUGAGGAUAUUGUACCAAUGGAACAAAUAAGUUCAAUGGUUUCGAAUGGCGGUGGCAGCGUAACAAUGCAACGUGAUGAUGAUUAUAGAAAACGCAUAAUGCACAUGCGUUCAAUGGCUGAAGAAGAUACAACGGAAAAAUCAUCAACAUGUGGCACAAUAUUAAUAUUGCUCUCGGUGGCUUUGUGUAUACUAACACUACCUUUUAGUUUAUUUGUUUGUUUUAAAGUGGUACAGGAAUAUGAAAGAGCUGUUAUAUUUAGAUUGGGUCGUUUAAUGCAAGGAGGCGCCAAGGGUCCUGGUAUUUUCUUCAUUUUACCCUGCAUCGAUUCAUAUGCUCGUGUUGAUUUACGUACUCGAACUUACGAUGUACCACCACAAGAGGUUUUAACUAAGGAUAGUGUCACAGUCUCAGUGGAUGCAGUGGUUUACUAUCGCGUUUCGAAUGCGACAGUUUCUAUAGCGAACGUGGAGAAUGCUCACCACUCGACACGAUUAUUGGCACAGACUACUCUACGAAACACAAUGGGAACUCGGCAUUUGCAUGAGAUACUCAGUGAACGUGUAUCUAUAUCUGGUUCAAUGCAGCUACAACUGGAUGAAGCUACCGAUGCCUGGGGUAUUAAAGUUGAACGAGUAGAAAUCAAAGAUGUGCGCUUGCCAGUGCAACUGCAAAGAGCCAUGGCGGCCGAAGCCGAGGCAGCAAGAGAAGCCCGAGCUAAGGUAAUAGCAGCCGAGGGUGAGCAAAAGGCUUCGAAGGCCUUAAGAGAAGCCUCAGAGGUGAUUGGUGAUUCACCAGCAGCUUUACAAUUAAGAUAUUUACAGACCUUAAGCACAAUUUCGGCUGAAAAGAAUUCAACGAUUGUUUUUCCUUUGCCCAUUGACUUGAUAACAUACUUUUUGAAAACAACCGAUGAGAAGACGCAAAAAAAUGCAGCCAAAGCCUGUGCAGCCAUUGCCCAAACAACGGUGGAAGCCAUUGCCCAGCAACAGCAAUCAACCGCCAUGUAAAAGCUACAUUUUUUUGUCAAACUGCAGACAACAACAACAACAACAAAACUUGGACAAAUAAAUAACACAAGCUGAAUGUAACUGAAAAAUAAAACCAAAAAAAAUAUAUGAAACGAAAAUACUUUACAAAAUAAACAACUUCAAAAAACUCGUAACAGUAACAACAUAAACAGCCAAAAAAACAAAGAACUUUUUAUGUGUAAAUUUAUAUUAGAAUUGAAAUAGCAACAACAAAUAUGAUAAAAAAAAGUUUAUUUAAUAUGUAUGAAGAAUGCAUACAUACAUAUAACAUAGACGUAUCUAACAAAAUCUUUAAUAAAAUUCUUGAUUAUUUUAACAACAUUUUAGGAUUUGUGGUAAUUUAAAGAAAUCUUGCUCUUUAAAAUCUGCUGAAAUAUUUAUUUUCAAAUAAAUUUUUCUUAACUUUUUUUCCUAGAUUAUUUGUUAAAGAGUGUGUAAUAAUAUAUAAAUAAUAAAAAAAAUUAUCCAAAAAAAAAAAUUAAAUAAAAAUAUCUGUGUCAACAUUUCAUUUUACAAACUGUGAAUAAAUGUUUACUUUAUCUACUUGAUGACAAAAACAACAUUAUUAGAAAAAAAAUCUACUACACAAAUAAAAAUGUAAUUCAUUGGUUUUCUUUGAACAGUAGCAGUAACAACAACAAGAACAAAAAACAUAAGUAUUAAAAUAUAUAUUUACAUAUUUUACAUACAGAUGCAUACAUACAUACUAACGCAGACAUAUGAAUAAAAACAUAUAUAUGUACUACAUAUACAUUUACUAUUUAUAUGAGAAAAUAAAAAUGAAAUAAAUUUGAACUUGAUCGUAUGUACAUUAAGGAUAUUGUAAUACUUGUUUAUGUAUGUGUAACUACUACAUUUGCUUGCAUGUUUGCUGACAGAACUUUCAACAGAAUUUUCACCAGAACUGGUCGCAAUUUUCAAAAUAAUUUAAUCAAAUUUGUCACAUACUCUUGUUUUUAAAAUCGGUUCAAAUUGUUAAAAUAUUUUGGAAUUAGGGUAAAAAAUACACAUUUUUAAUAUACUCACUGGUGUGGGGUGUCAUAUGGUCGGCCAUGCCCUACUAUACAUUCUUACUUGUUAAUAUUGCAAACAUUCAUUCAGUACACCAUGCAUUAGUUAGUUAAAUCAAUCAAAUCCGAAGAAAUACAGGAAGGACUUAUUGUGCGCUUCAAUAUCAAUGUUUCUGAUGGAAAUCAAUUCCCCUACCUCCAGUCUGACAGACAAGUUAGAUCACUAACUAGUAACCUACUGGAAGCACAAGUUUCUGGAAGCACAGGCUUCAGAUCUCCCUACUUUCGGUCCGACAGACUAAAAAACUAAUUAUUAACUUACCGGAGAUUAGUUAAUAAAUCAGUCUAAAGACUUGUUCAUAAAGUACUAGUACUAAGAUUAGUUCAUAGACUAGUCUGUAGACUAGUUCAUGUCAGUGGACUAAACAAUAUACUUGUAAUCAGACUUUUCAGUAGACUAGUCAGCCAGUUCAUGGUUAAGUCCACAGAAUAGCAAAUAAACUAAGGCAAUAUACUAUAUCAUAAGUGAAUCAAUAGCCCAUAGUCCAUAGCAUAGUCAGUAGACUAGUCAAUAGACUUAUUCUUAAAGUUGACAAUAGAUUAGCUAAUUGACUAUUCCAUACAAUAGCCAAUUGACUAGUCAAUAAACUAGCCCAUAGACUUGACCAUAGACUACUCAAUAGAUCAGUCCAUAGAUUAGGCAGAACACCCGUGUAUAGCACAAUUCGUAGAGUAGUUAAUAGACUUGUCAAUAGUAAUAUAAAGAUUAGCCAAUAGACUAGUGCCCAUAUUAGUGAGUAAACUUGGCAAUAGAUAAAGAAAUCUACAAAUAAUUAAGCACUUUUAACCCAUAUUAGCCUUAUUUUGUGCUAAAAUUUCUGAAGCUAGGUUCGAUUAGGUUGAAAACAAAUAUAGCAUCAGAUUCGCUAAAUGUUCCAUGCCACUAAAACGGCUCCUCUUUGAUGUUCACAGCAAAUGCUUUCAUAGACAUCUAUGUCCAAUGUAAUGUAAAAUUGUAACUAAUUUUACUCCAUAAUCAACAUAUUUAAGACAGUUUGUUCUGAAUUCCAGGGAGCUACUUGUAUGGGGCCUAGAUAAAUCAUAAAUUUUUAAUAUCAAAAAAUAAUCUUUAAAUAACGGAGGUACACAAAGGGAAAAAAGAAAUAUACACGCCUGGUAUCAAUUUAA
Lucilia sericata (common green bottle fly) is the source of this 4570-nucleotide messenger RNA. RefSeq names its product band 7 protein AGAP004871-like. Gene Ontology annotation, cellular component: plasma membrane. The transcript is spliced from 10 exons. The coding region runs from base 1296 to 2351 and encodes 351 amino acids. Lineage: Eukaryota; Metazoa; Arthropoda; Insecta; Diptera; Calliphoridae. The record is from RefSeq and is a predicted model, not a curated record.